Molecule: messenger RNA, 4546 nt
Organism: Prionailurus viverrinus (fishing cat)
Lineage: Eukaryota; Metazoa; Chordata; Mammalia; Carnivora; Felidae
Gene: OSBPL1A
Product: oxysterol binding protein like 1A
Exons: 28
Coding region: 415-3465 (1016 amino acids)
Cellular component (GO): cytosol; membrane; intracellular membrane-bounded organelle
Molecular function (GO): cholesterol binding; protein binding
Source: RefSeq, a predicted model, not a curated record
GUUGGUCUGGUGCUUGGCCUGUCCCUUGCACACGUUAUUAUUUGUGGCACAUGUUGGUCUGGUGGUUGGCCUGUCCCUUGAACACGUUACUGUUCGUGGCACAUGUUGGUCUGGUGGUUGGCCUGUCCCUUGAACACGUUACUGUUCGUGGCACAUGUUGGUCUGGUGGUUGGCCUGUCCCUUGAACACGUUACUGUUCGUGGCACAUGUUGGUCUGGUGGUUGGCCUGUCCCUUGAACACGUUACUGUUCGUGGCACAUGUUGGUCUGGUGGUUGGCCUGUCCCUUGAACACGUUACUGUUCAUGGCACAUGUUGGUCUGGUGCUUGGUCUGUCCCUUGCACACGUUAUUAUUUGUGGCACAUGUUGUUCUGGUGGUUGGCCUGUCCCUUGAACACGUUACUGUUCGUGGCACAUGUUGGUCUGGUGGUUGGCCUGUCCCUUGAACAUGUUACUGUUCGUGGCACAUGUUGUUCUGGUGGUUGGCCUGUCCCUUGAACACGUUACUGUUCGUGGCACAUGUUGGUCUGGUGCUUGGCCUGUUUCUGAGAGGCAGAGACUGUGUCGCCAUCACUGUACCUCCAGUGCCUCCUGCAGGCAGCCCCUCUUUGAAAUGAAUACUGAAGCAGAACAGGAGCUUCUCCAUCAUGCCAGAAAUGGUAAUGCUAAAGAAGUUCGACAGUUAUUAGAAAGCAUGGAAAGAAAUCAAGUAAUUGCUGACAUUAAUUGCAAAGGAAGAAGUAAGUCUAAUUUGGGGUGGACACCUCUUCAUCUGGCAUGCUAUUUUGGACAUAGACAAGUGGUCCAGGAUCUGUUAAAGGCUGGUGCAGAAGUGAAUGUAUUGAAUGACAUGGGAGACACGCCACUUCACCGAGCUGCCUUUACAGGACGAAAGGAGCUGGUAAUGCUUCUUUUAGAAUAUAAUGCAGAUACUACUGUUGUUAAUGGGAGUGGACAGACUGCAAAAGAAGUCACUUAUGACAAAGAAAUCAGGAACAUGCUUGAAGCUGUAGAAAGGACUCAACAAAGAAAGCUUGAAGAAGAACUUUUAGCAGCAGCAAGAGAAGGCAGAACAGCAGAACUCCUAGCUCUGCUCAACAGGCCCAAUCCUCCUGAUGUUAAUUGUUCGGAUCAGUUAGGAAAUACACCCUUGCACUGUGCAGCUUACCGGGCUCAUAAGCAAUGUGCCUUAAAGCUUCUAAAAAGUGGAGCAGACCCAAAUUUGAAGAACAAAAAUGAUCAGAAACCCCUUGACCUUGCCCAGGGUGCUGAAAUGAAACACAUUCUUAUUGGUAAUAAGGUCAUCUACAAAGCACUGAAACGAUAUGAAGGCCCUCUUUGGAAGAGUUCAAGAUUUUUUGGCUGGAGAUUAUUCUGGGUGGUAUUAGAACAUGGAGUCCUUUCGUGGUAUAGGAAACAGCCUGAUGCAGUCCAUAAUAUUUAUCGCCAGGGAUGCAAACACUUAACUCAAGCAGUAUGCACGGUAAAAUCCACUGAUAGCUGCCUCUUCUUUAUUAAAUGCUUUGAUGACACUAUUCAUGGCUUCAGGGUUCCUAAGAAUAGCCUUCAACAGUCAAGAGAGGACUGGCUGGAAGCAAUAGAAGAUCAUUCUGCGUACAGCACUCACUACUGUUCCCAGGACCAACUGACUGAUGAUGAGGAGGAAGAUGCAACUUCCGCUGUAGACUUGAAGGAAUCCUUAGAGAAAGCACAAAAAUGCCAACAGAAACUAGAUAGGGAAAUUUUCAACUUUCUGAAAAUGAUUAAGGAUUGUGACAUGGCUAAAGACAUGCUUCCAUCAUUUCUUCAGAAAGUUGAAGUUGUCUCUGAAGCUUCCAGAGAAACUUGUGUAGCUUUGAGUGAUUGCCUUAAUCUCUUCACUAAACAAGAAGGGGUGAGGAAUUUUAAAUUGGAACAGGAGCAAGAAAAAAACAAAAUUUUGUCAGAAGCACUGGAGACUCUGGCCACUGAACACCAUGAAUUAGAGCGAUCUCUGGUUGAAGGCUCGCCACCCCACAGCAUCCUCAGCGAAGACGAGUUCUAUGAUGCACUAUCAGAGUCCGAGUCCGAGCGGUCCUUGAGCAGACUGGAGGCAGUGACGGCACGCUCCUCUGAAGAGGAAGGAGAGCACCUGGGCAGUAGAAAACCCAGAAUGUCAGAGGGAAACGAUUGUGGUGGUGGAGAUGCUCUCUCCAAUGGCAUCAAAAAACACAGAACAAGCCUGCCCUCCCCUAUGUUUUCCAGAAAUGACUUCAGUAUCUGGAGCAUCCUAAGAAAAUGUAUUGGAAUGGAACUAUCCAAGAUCACCAUGCCAGUUAUAUUUAAUGAGCCUUUGAGCUUCCUACAACGACUCACUGAAUAUAUGGAACAUACAUACCUCAUCCACAAGGCCAGUUCAUUUUCUGAUUCUGUGGAAAGGAUGCAGUGUGUAGCUGCAUUUGCUGUAUCUGCUGUUGCUUCUCAGUGGGAACGCACUGGAAAGCCUUUCAACCCGCUUCUGGGAGAGACUUACGAAUUAGUUCGAGAUGACCUUGGUUUCAGACUCAUCUCGGAGCAGGUCAGCCAUCACCCACCCAUUAGUGCAUUUCAUGCUGAAGGAUUAAACAACGAUUUCAUCUUUCAUGGCUCGAUCUACCCCAAACUGAAGUUCUGGGGCAAGAGUGUAGAAGCAGAACCCAAAGGAACCAUCACUUUGGAGCUCCUUGAACACAGUGAAGCAUACACAUGGACAAAUCCUACCUGCUGCGUACAUAACAUCAUCGUGGGUAAACUCUGGAUUGAGCAGUACGGCAAUGUGGAAAUCACAAACCACAAGACUGGGGACAAAUGUGUGUUGAAUUUUAAGCCAUGCGGCCUUUUUGGUAAGGAAUUACAUAAAGUCGAAGGCUACAUUCAAGAUAAAAGCAAGAAGAGGCUCUGUGCCCUCUAUGGGAAGUGGACCGAGUGUUUGUACAGUGUGGACCCCGCCACUUUUGAUGCUUACAAAAAAAACGACAAGAAAAAUACUGAAGAGAAGAAAAACAGCAAACAGAUGAGCACUUCUGAGGAGUCGGACGAGAUGCCAAUGCCAGAUUCUGAAAGUGUGUUUGUGAUCCCUGGAAGUGUUCUCCUGUGGCGAAUAGCCCCACGGCCUCCAAACUCUGCCCAGAUGUAUAACUUUACUAGCUUUGCAAUGGUUUUGAAUGAAGUAGACAAGGAAAUGGAGAGCGUGAUUCCUAAGACAGACUGCAGGUUACGGCCUGACAUCAGAGCCAUGGAGAAUGGAGAAAUAGAUCAAGCUAGUGAAGAAAAAAAACGACUUGAGGAAAAACAAAGAGCAGCCCGCAAAAACAGGUCCAAGUCGGAGGAGGACUGGAAGACGAGGUGGUUCCAUCAAGGUCCUAAUCCCUACAAUGGAGCACAGGACUGGCUUUACUCGGGCAGCUACUGGGACAGAAACUACUUCAAUUUGCCUGACAUUUAUUAAAAUGCACACAAGUCAGGGUGUUUGGCUAAUCUAUAAAUAAGUCUUAAACCUAUGUUUUUAAAUUUUUUCCUUGGUUUCUACUCAUCUUUUAAAAAAAGAAAAAACCUGCUCUGAGAUAACUUGCAUUUCACUCAACAAAAGUAGGGCAUGAGGUGAUAUUGGUGAGGAAAGUCAGGAAAAAUGGGUAAUUUUGCUAUCCAAACUUACUUCUUUGGAACACUGUUUUAGAGAGGUAAGAGAAACUGUGUGGAGAAAAUGCUUUUUAUGGUUGCUGUUGCCAUAUCUACUGAAAGUUUAUACCCAACUGUAACUUUAGCUUUAUGGAAUUAUAUAGUAGUCCCAAAUCAAGUUAUUUUCAAUAUUUUUAUGCUGUCAUGCUUGAAUGUUUUAGAUGUGACUUUGAAAUGUUUAGAACUCUUCUAUACAAUGUUAAUGUGCUCAAAUGUAGAGAAGGUUAUGUCAUUGUGUAAAGACUACGUUAAAAAGAUGGCUUUUCUUCGUACUAAUCCUCUCAAUUUUACCUCUUCCCACUUCCAAAAAGAAAAACUUGUUCCUGAUUUGAAAAUUCUAAAAAAUUAAACUGGAAAAGGUAUUUUAGUGCUCUGAAUUUACUUUUACAAUUUUCUGUAAUCAUGGUCCUUAGAAUUAAAAGGUGUUUGAAUUGAAAAUUCAUAUAAAAUCUAGUUCACAAAAAUGCCCUAGAAAUAGAUUCUAAUCACCAUCAUUACAUAAUGACAAACCUUUAUAAAUGCUUCAACUUUUGUGGCAAAGGCCACCUGAGACGUGAAGUUGCACUCAUGUAUUAUAAGUACCAAACUAUACAAUAGGGGGUCUUGUGCAUUGCGAGUACGUAAGGCCCCCGUGUACUUAAAAUCUGUAUGGAGACCUACUAUACAGUAGCUUUGCCCCUUUCAUUGGGGUACAUUAAUCUAAUGGUAUUUAUCCACCCAACCCCGGACUGAGAUCUUGCUCCAAGGGGCUUUAGGUAGCUGCCAGUAAAUUAUUUUAAUUGCUGUCUUGAAGUUAACAAGUGUUACAAUGAAAUAAUCUACCUGAUGCUAAAUAAAGGCUUUAGAAUGUU